Penicillium arizonense is the source of this 426-nucleotide messenger RNA. RefSeq lists its product as uncharacterized. NCBI's taxonomy places the organism in Eukaryota, Fungi, Ascomycota, Eurotiomycetes, Eurotiales, Aspergillaceae. The coding region runs from base 1 to 426 and encodes 141 amino acids. The record is from RefSeq and is a predicted model, not a curated record. The transcript is spliced from 2 exons.
AUGGCCAAGAAAAAGGUCGAGUUCUUCUUCUACGAUGAACAGAAGCCUCGAGACGAAGAAACGUUGCGUGCAAUCACCCAUCUAGCCUAUCACGCUGCGUCCUCGCUCAAGAUCUGCCCCCGGGCAAUCUUCGUCAGUAUCGUCCUGACAAGCUUCGACUUUCUAGAUCUGGUGUGCAUUGCACCACAAGAAAACGAGACAGGAUUCUUCGUUAAGGACCCCGCAGGAUCGCACAUAACGCUUAAUAUCAAAUCGCGCCACGCAUGGCACGGGAAAUAUUCCUUUACGACGCACGCCUACGUCGUUUCUGACCAAGAUUGGACACUUAUUUGGGCAACCAUCGCUCGUCAGAAGCCCGACCAAACGGAUUGGCAGGAUAUUCCCGGUGUUUCCUCAAUGCUGGUCAAAAAAGACGAGUUCCAAUGA